Molecule: messenger RNA, 420 nt
Organism: Caenorhabditis remanei
Lineage: Eukaryota; Metazoa; Nematoda; Chromadorea; Rhabditida; Rhabditidae
Exons: 2
Coding region: 1-420 (139 amino acids)
Source: RefSeq, a predicted model, not a curated record
AUGAGAAUCGUCGCCUUCUCCCUUGUCGCCUUUCUGGCCCUCAUCUCGUCUUCCGAUGGAGCAAAAAUCGCCACCAAGAUUCUGGAGGAAAUGGACAAGUCGUUGGAGAGCAAGGAUCAUGAGGAGUUCUUGAAGAUGCAUGCCGAUGACUUCCACUUCACGUUCUGUGACUCUGUUGGAAAGAGUCGGGAGGAUUUGAAAAAGAUUCUGGAGAAGGAUCCGAAUAUGUCGAGUGCGGUGAAGAGUAAGCACUUCCAAAAAGGACCACUUGUGAGAGAAGAUAAUGUGUGGCAGUUCAAGUACGAUGAGUACCUUCUUCUCAAGAACAAUGAACUCUACCGUACCGAGGGAAUCAUCAACUUCCUCCCUGGACCGAAAAUCCAAUCUGCCAAGGAAAAGUGCCCUGUGAAGGUGUUCUAG